Molecule: messenger RNA, 1822 nt
Organism: Canis lupus familiaris (dog)
Lineage: Eukaryota; Metazoa; Chordata; Mammalia; Carnivora; Canidae
Gene: RHOD
Product: ras homolog family member D
Exons: 5
Coding region: 24-656 (210 amino acids)
Biological process (GO): small GTPase-mediated signal transduction; cell migration
Molecular function (GO): GTPase activity; GTP binding
Source: RefSeq, a predicted model, not a curated record
CGCCGCCGAGCCGCCCGCGCGCGAUGAGGGCGGCCCAGGCCGAGGGCGCCGAGGCGCCGUCGGGCGCGCGGUCCGUCAAGGUGGUCCUGGUGGGCGACGGCGGCUGCGGGAAGACGUCGCUGCUGAUGGUCUUCGCCCAGGGCGCCUUCCCCGAGAGCUACACCCCCACUGUGUUUGAGCGGCUCACCGUGAAUCUGGAAAUGAAAGGCAAACCCUUGAACCUCCAGAUCUGGGACACAGCAGGGCAAGUUGACUAUGAUCGCCUGCGGCCCCUGUUCUACCCUGAUGCCAGUGUCCUGCUCCUCUGCUUCGAUGUCACCAGCCCACCCAGCUUUGACAACAUCUUUAACCGGUGGUAUCCAGAGGUGAACCACUUCUGCAAGGAGGUGCCCAUCAUUGUUGUGGGCUGCAAGACUGACCUGCGCAAGGACAAGUCACUGCUGAAGAAGCUACGGAAAAAUAGGUUGGAGCCUGUGACCUACCACAGGGGCCAGGAGAUGGCGAGGUCUGUGGGUGCAGUGGCCUACCUCGAGUGCUCGGCCCUGCUCCAAGAAAACGUCCACGCGGUCUUCCAGGAGGCAGCCAAGGUAGCCCUCAGUAGCCGCAGUCGCAACUUCUGGAGGAGGCUUACCCAGACCUUUUGUGUGGUGAUCUGACAUCCUGAGGCCCUCUCUGUCCCAACCACCCCAGCAGCACAGGAAAGAGCUGGGCAUUGAGCUGCCCACUCGGCCGGGCUGGACCCAGUCCCCAGACCGUGAUCACCGUACUACACCUCAAACAGAUGGACACCACCAAGGCCGGGUCCCCAACCCUGGGGCUUCGAUCCCUGGACUAGAGCAUAACCCCCCUGAGGCCUGAGGAAGGGGGUUCCAGAGCCUGUCAGCCCUGUGGAGGGCUCAUCCUGGAGUCCUUUACAAUGACUACCAGACUCCCCGCUCCCAGCCUGGACCACACAUCCAGAAGAGCCUGUUCAAGCCUGGCGCCACCUCGCUGCUGUCACAGGGCUGCAUGUUCAGGAACAGGCAGUCCUAGGACCAGGGCCAGAACACACACCCUGCCCCUCCUCUCUCCCCCCCCGCCCAUCCAAUAGUGACCGUAACAACUAAAACAUCACUUGUCAGUUAUGUCAUGCGCUUUGCUUUACACACAUGUUCCACAGCAGAUGAGAGUCCACCACAUGUAGGCACUGGAGUGGGACUACCUGGAUCCAAGCCUGGCUUUAUCACUUUAGGACCUCGGGCAAAUUACUUGAACCCUCUGUGCCUUGGUAUCCCCAUCUGUGAAAUGGGACCAAUCAUAGAUGAUGUCAUGGAGCCUUUAAUGAGUAAGAACAUCAUGAGACACAUGCAAACUGCUUAGCAGGUGCCUGGCCCACAGUAAGUGCUCACAAAAGGUUCACAAGUGUUAUUUUUAUGUAUGAUAAAUAUAUAAUAUUGCAUAGAUGUAAUAUACUGAAUAAUAUUAUAUUAGGGUUUUCCAGAGAAACAGAACCAUGUAGAGCCAAUAGGAUGUGUGUAGAGAGAGAGAGAAAUUGUGAGGAAUUGGCUCACAGGAGCACAGGGGCUGGCAAGUCUAAAACCUGUAGGGCAGGCUGGAGAUUCAGGUCAGUUGAUGUCGCAGUCUUGAAUCUGAGUUCUGCAGGGCAGCAGGCUGGAUACUCAGGCUUUCUGUGCUGCUGACUUGAGCCAGAAUUCCUUCGUCAAGAAACCUGUCAUUUCUCUUAAGGUCUUCAACUGAUUGGAUAAGGCCCACCCACAAAGAACCAGCCACAAAAACAUACUCCUUCAGUUUCAUUAAAAACAGUUCAGGGAAAAAAAAAAAA